AUGGCACUGGACAUUGAUCAAGUACUGGAGCAAAUCGGCAGCAUUGGCCGAUAUCAGAUCCGCUUUAUAAGCGCCAUGUGUUACCUUGGAUUCUUCGUAUCGGGAUUUCAAACAAUGAUCAUGACCUUCAUUGCAACCGAACCCGGAUGGCGUUGCGUGACCAACAGCACCUUGUGUAACGCAACAGGUGUAUAUCGUCCUGGAGACGUGGGUUACAAUGACCGGUGUGAUAGAAAACUGCCUAGUUCCGAAUGGGAGUAUGAAGAUACUUUCACAUCAACAGUUACUGAGGUGUGUACCGGUCAAUUCGAGAUUUCAAGUCUUCAUCUCUCGGGCAAUUCCUAUGGUUAGGACAUUUUCACUUUUGGAAACGGGCACUUUGCACGAAACGGUCACAUGGUACAAAAAGCAUCUAGCCAGGAUGCAGCAGCUGCUAGGAAGCUGAAAGCCAAUUGGUUUGCUACCCAAACCGGAAAACAAAGCAAAACAAUGGUAAACAAGGAAUUACUAUUUUUUGAAAGAACGAAUCAGGAAAGACGUUACGAGCAGCUCUUACAUUACUGCCUUGCUGGUUGGGAAAGGUCCCAGAGGGGCAAGAAAAACAAAGUGAUGACAUCAUUUAAAAGCUGAAGCCAAUAUAUAUCCUUUUUUUCAAGGUUCCCACUGCCUCAUUUGCCAUCCAGCAAGGUGUUUUUUUUAAUCAUGUGACCGUUUCGUGGGACCCAUUGAGUUGGUCAAUAUAUCAUUCCUGGGCAAAAAAUAUUGCUCAAAUACCCCACCUUGUUUUGGCUAGAAUACCCGAUCACAGGCCCCUACCCCUGGUAAAAAAAAAGAAUCAAUUUAGGUUUCUGGGAAACUGCCCACCUACCCCUUCCCUAAGCCAUCAUUUUUCCUUAAGUGAGAAGGAAGUAUUAAUAUUAGUUUAGGGGAGGGGUAGGUGGGCAGUUUCCCAGAAACCUAAAUUGAUCCAAAAAAAAAAAAAGUCGUAAAAUUUAAUCGUAUUCCAAGGCAAACAGGUAACUUUAAAGUAACUUUUAAUCUCUGCUUACAGUUAUGCAUAUCUUUUCCCCAAUCUUUUCUAGUUUCAUACGAAGAUCAGAGCUUAGCCUCCAACAUCAGAUAUCGAUCUUCACCAUUAUUUGCACAGAGGAUAGUAUCAUAAGUACAAAAUCCGUUGCUAUGGGUCUUACCAUGCAGAAUUGUCGACCUCAGGAAUGACUCUGUCUUUCAUUUUUUUAUGAAACAAGUUCGUGUUGAGUGAGAGAAUUCUUGUAUAAAGAUUGGGACAAGAUUGUAUGAGCUAUGACUGCAACAGGUUUCUGGGAAACUGCCCACCUACCCCUCCCUUAAGUCAACAUUAACACUUACUUCUCACUUAGGGCAAAAUGUUGGGUUAGGGGACGGGUAGGUGGGCAGUUUCCCAGAAACUUUCAAUUGAUCCCCUUAAUUUUCCCCAUUCAUUUCCUUCCUUCCAGUGGGAUCUCAUCUGUGACAAGUCAAUUCUUGGAAGCGUUUCAUCUUCGGUCAUCUUCGCCGGAUGGCUUCUUGGAAACGUGUUACUCGGAUGGAUCUCGGACAGGUUCAGUCGUCGUAAACCUUUGUAUUUUACCGUAUGUCUAGCGGCAGUGUUCGGCUUUGCUGGUGCAUUUUCUCCUCUCUUCUGGUUAUUUGUGUCAGCAAGAUUCGUUGUGGGAUUCAUGCUAGGUAUGUCAAGAAUGAUUACAAACAACGGGGCCUUUCCAACUUCGUUCCCAAGGCUCUCUCAUACUCAUCCAGCGCGAGAGAGGGAACCCUGGAAACGAAGUUUCGGUUUUUUUCUUCCACAGUACAGUACAGUACAGUUAAAACCCUCCAGCCGAUAGACCUGUUACUAUGGAGUUGCACUGGCGACUACACGGUCGACCAGUGCAGCGAAACCACUCUUAUCCUGUGUAGCCCUCUUUGCCUGCUCAAUGGGGAAAUUUAAUAAUUUAGCGAUAUUUAUCCAAGGGUCCCGUUUGUAUGGACGCUUAGACUUCGCAAACAGCAUCUUCUUUGUCGGCGUAGUGUUUGGACAACGGCAAACAUGACCAAUAUAUUUUAAAUGUAGGCUCCUGAUCACACUUCUCUCUCUCCUCGCCUGGAAAGUCCUCCUCCUUCUCCUCAUUUUUAUUGUUCUCCCUCCUCCUCCUCCGCCACAUUUUUUUUGUUAACAGGCAGGUUAUUUAGAAGGUCAGACAAGUUAAAACCCGGCUGUAUAUAAAAAGUCACAGCAACAAACCAAUGAGUGGCGCUGGAUCUCCCAGUUGUAGACCUGGAUCAGCACAAUUAAACUUGUAGAAAAAUAUGGAACGGCAAACUGAUCAUAACGGCAACAAUGCGAUGAAGAAAAAAAAAAAAUAAAAACAAAAUAACAAAAAUAUAUAUAUUUAAUCAAAUUGCCCAAUAUUUCGGUUUGAAAACAAACCUUCUACAGGGGCUACAAGAAAAGUGGAAAUAAAACUAAAAAGUGAAAAAGUUUCCGGUUUUAAAGGAAGCUAAGUCACGCUAUUCACCAUCAGUUUUCCAAAGAUAAAACUUUUUUUUGCGUCAAUUAAAUUCCAAACAUAAUCCCCCACAUAAUGGUCCAUUUUUGUUAUUCAAGACCAUAUUUAGACAUUCAGGCUGUUUCCUGUCGUCUGUUGCAACGGAUGGCAAGGAUGGACAUGGACUUAAACUUGAAAAAGUUGGGUCAAUGUCAUAGAAUGCCAAAUUAAUAGUAGUUACUUCUUUCAUGCUAAUUUUUUUUGUUUAGGUAUUUUUUUGCCAUAGGACGUUAUUACGUAACUUUUAUUGUUGUAGUUGGUACUUUUUUGUUCGUUAUAAAACUAAUUCGGUAGAAUGUUCAUUGUAAGCCGUUCUAUUGGUUGUAAGCCGUUAAUUACUACCUUUUACAAUUGCCCCUUUUUGCCACACCUUGCAUUUGAGGGAUUUGGAAAUCUUGGAUAUUUUAAGAAGGAGCCGCGUCGCUAAAAAGGUCAGUGCGGAGGGCGCGUUCAGAGAAAGUGUAAGAGAGAGAAACCUUGAAGCACAACCACUUCUGAAAUGCCUUCAGCAGCGGCGUCCUCUUUAAAGAAAAAGAAACCAUUUUGUCAGGAGGAAAGCGGUUUGAUGUGCUGUAAAAGUUGAGAGAGCAGGAGAAUUAUUGUCUCUCCAAAACCGUAACAUCUCUCCAAGAACGGUUGCGGAAAACCAAACUUAACUAGAGAGCAGCGGCAGACCGGGAGACCGAAUCCGGAGCAAGUCUGUGAAAGAGUUAAGAGUCAGGCGGCUACUGGAGUUUAGAGGUUUUGGGAUCGAGUAAAAGUGGUGUUGUGUUCGGAAGGAGUCGCGGCGGGCUGGACUAAAGGAAAGACAAGGAACUCUGUUUUAUACGUAAGGUGAACUAAAAAGGGAACAAUUACUGUGUGUUCGAAGAAGAUAAUUUGUAAAUACGUUGUAGAUUAAGUAGUUCAAAAAUUGCUGUGUAUUUUUGUGUUAAAAAAGUAAUAUCGCAUUAGUCUUUAGAACUUAGAAUAAUUAUCACGUUUUAAUUGUUUAGUGAAACGAGUAUACAGAUACGCUAGGUUAAUCUUAAAAUCGUGGACUUUUGGGAGUUUUGUUUUAAUAAACAUUUAGAGCAUUAUUUUUUUAUAUACGUGUUUUCUUGAGUUUGUCUAUGCUCUGUGUUAUUGUUGGAGAGGACUCACUUUUGUGGCAGGUUUCGUCACAGUCAACUUUUUCGAGUUUCACUGCUAUGCCCCCCCCCCCCCCUGCAUUUUGUGUAUGGGUAAAGACACAAAGUAAUAAGCUCAGGUCAGAACUGACCUAAAACAGCAAAAUCUGCUUGAAAAAGCCCCUUUACAGGAAUCGCCAACUAAUGGCUCUUACCGUUACCGUUUUGAAAAAUCAGUUUUUACAAUUUCUUUCAGGUGGAUCUGGGCUAGUGCAGUUUGUUCUUAUCACCGAAUUGGUUGGCGUACAACACCGUCAUUCGGCUGGAAUCAUCAGCUUCUUUGCGUGGGCCACAUCUCUGAUGACCAUUCCCCUGUUUGCCUACUUCAUUCGCGACUGGAAGCUUCUCAAUACUGUACUGUCCGCACUGGGUUUACCAUCCUUGUUUUUUUGGUGGUAAGGCAAAUUAGGGAGCUUAAGGAGCAUAGUUCGUAAGCAACGGUCGUCAACCGGAAGUGGACUUUUUGCAUCAUUGGGGAGUGGUUCGGUUGAAACACUAGCUCAGGUAAAUCGUCUUUAUAAGAGAAAAGAAACUUGGCAAUACAAAUUUGUUAGCGUCAAGGCAUAUAGAAAGAGAGAAGGCCUCACUUCCGGUUGACGUGCGUCGCUCAAAAACGUGGAGGAGGGGGGUGGGGGGAAGAGACGGCUGACACCGUAGACUACGCAUAGUAUAGGUUGUUUACAGUUCCCCUGUUUUUCCUAUGAUCUCCCGCGAUAUCGAUGGCUCGAAAAGAUUGUAAACUGCCCUCGAGAAUCUGAUGGAGGGCCCCGACCAUUUCAUCUCCUAUCCUCGUCUAUACGAGCAAUUUGGACUCUUAAAAAGCAAUGGCCGUUUUUAUACUAAGGACGCAUUAACCGUCUGGACGAACUUGGGCAAACAUUUUGUAGUUCGUCUGGUUUUGCGUCUCAAGUAUAAAGACGAGCACAAGACGCAUUAUGCGUCCUGACAAACUACCUUUCGUGGUGCGUAGUUCAAGAAGUAUUUCUAAGGAAAGUUCGUCCAGACGCAAAAUCUCUAUGACUAUGAGAUAAAAUGUCAAAAGUCUAUAACAAGACUAUAACUAUUAAAAAGAUGAAUCCGGUAUAGCGUAACAAUAGCAGUGGUAUCAGUGGCAGAUCCAGGGGAGGGGCCCGGGGGGCCCGGCCCCCGCCCUCUUAUUUUUAGACCAAACGUAUCCCCGAGAGGGCCAAAAAAUUUUUUGGAGACCGGGCUCCCCCUAAUCUAAGGGUCUGGAUGACCGCCCCCGUCCCCCUUAUCUCAAGGCCUGGGUCCGGCACUGGGUAUCGCAUAACAAUCACUUAAUUUAUCACUCACAGGCUUAUUCCAGAAUCUCCCAGAUGGCUUCUAGUAAAGGGCAAAAUAGAACAAGCCGAGAAAGGCCUGGCGGAGAUUGCGCGAUUCAACAGGAAGGAAAUGCCCCAGGAACCAUUACUUGCUCCUGUAGAUGGGGAAAAGUCAUCGGGCGGUUUCCGCGACUUGUUCGCUACUCUGAAAAUGUCUCGUAUUACACUGGUAUCCUGGUUUGGAUGGUGAGUCUGAGAGCUUUUAUAGAGUACAUUGGAAUGAUGAUAAACAACUUUUCUUUCGAUUUCUUUCUUGGAAAUCAGCGCCGUUUGUGAUACGACUUCGAUGAAAUCCACAGGGAAAUGUUUGAUCACGUGUGCUAAAAUUUUGAUAAUAUAGUUGCAACCCAAAGGAUUGUGGGAAGAUCUUCCAAUCUUCUUUUGUUUAUUACGAAUGGUCCCUCAUGUUGAGAGAGCGAAAUGCGCGAGCCCGCGUUAAAAUAUGCCGCGUAGGUGGUGGCAAUUUUCACGCGCGCUCGCGUAUUUUACUCAUUCAACUACCACUGAGGGAAAUCAGAAAUUACUCGUAGUACAGAGCUUUACUUAGUAGCCCUGGAGCAAACAAGUUAUCAAAAACUAUAAUCGUCAUCCGUUUCAGGAAUCUGCUUCAAGUUUUUCCAUCUUGCUUCUUUUUGUAUUUGCUUUACCGUUUAUACCUUCUUUUAACGUUCAGAGCGGUCUUUUUUUGUUUCACUCAAUUUAGUGGCAGUUCCAACUGUUUGAAUUUUGAUAACUUUUCCGACACAGUACCUUUUAGUCUCCGGGUAAGCUAAUUCCCGGACUCUCGUAAAAACUAUAGGAAAAUCCUCAAACAGGCCAAAAUACACGCACGCACUCUAUCAUUCUCUUUUUCCAGGUUCGUGAACUCUAUGGUUUACUAUGGUGUAAGUCUAAGUGCUCCUGUCUUGGGCGGCAACAUGUAUCUCAACUUCUUCCUGAUCAGUGCUCUUGAGGUCCCCGCUAACUACGCCACAAUCUUUUGUAACAGAAAGUAAGUAAUUCAUUGUCAGCAUAUCAUGAUGCAAGCCUCUAAUGCUGAUUGUUUCAGCCGUUUUUAUCUCUCUUUGUGAUUCUAUCGUGCCCCGAUCUAUGAGCGUAAAUCAAUAAUUCGAUCACGUGGUAAAAACCUCGGUUUACCCGUACGAUUUUCCGCCAAAAUGUGGAAUUCAGCAGAGCGUUAUUUCACGUUAGCUUACUUGGAUAAGAAGGACGUACGAACGCUGACGUCAUAUCCAAAAUUUUUUGCCUAACCAGCUUAUCCUAAUUUUUAGCCAUGGUGCUACGGUUCGUGGAACUCCGCUUAAGUAGUAUCUUUUUUCGCAUUAAAGAGCCGGUAAUUGUCGUUUUAAAACUCACUUUACCAGACAUUUGAUAAAUAUGACGGUACCCUUUACCCUCUCGAGUUUAAGUUGAGUGUUUUCAGGUUUGGACGAAAGAAGACGGUUAUUGUUCCCAUGGUUCUUGCUGCGCUUGCGUCGAUGGGGGCGGUGCUGUUGACCAGAAACGAUGAUGAAACCGGUGGGUAGAAAAUCAUUAAGAGAAUCAGCAAACCUCAAUUUCAUUUGAACUUUAUCAACGCCGAUAACGUCAUAUUUGUGUGUAUGGUUUUUAAUCAUAAUCUUUUGUUGUGAAGCUGUAAGAAAAUAAACUUGCUGGAAAUGUAAUACUUAUUAGCAAAGGUGCAAUUGUAUGAAGAUUACAUGUUCUGUUGCAGGUUUUUUUGUCGGAAGGAUCUUAAUGGCGCUGACAGCUAAGUUUUUCAUCACAGUCUCCUUCAACGCCAUUUAUGUGUUUUCUGCGGAAUUAUUUCCAACCGUUGUCAGGUACCGUGAUACUUAUGAUCUCUUAUUUAAACCAGAAAAAGGUACAAUUGAUAGGACUGAUGGCAAAUGUCACGCAUUAGUUUUUGGCGUUGACGGUUGGUUUAGCGUGCACAGCGGCUGUGGAACAGGCGCUUUGCAUUCCACCUUUUAGUUAUAAUUGAUGCUUCGCACCCCAGUUUUCCCGCGCGUUACUAAAGCUGCAACGUUUUUUGUGCUCUCUACAGUUUCGUCUUGUUGAUUAUUGUGGACCCUGCAUCAAUUACAGGCCUGUAACAAACUCCACAGACUUUGUCACUUGUAUCUCAACCCUUGAGCCUCGUUUUCUUUUGUGACGUGAUCAGAAAACUUGUAGAUUGCGAGCAGUCUCUGUUUUUCUCCAGAUUCAGUGAGGGAAUUGCAAGCGCGCGGAACGAAAGUCGAGCGCCGAAGCUGCGAGACGCAAGAAACAAGGGUGCCUAAGCCCUCUCGAGCCUUCAGUCACGUGCGUGGUCAUUUUCGUGUCUCGCGCGUUUCGUUUGAGGGACUUAGAAAAAAGGGAACCUUUUCGUAGUCUAGAAAACUUGAAACUUCAGGGCAAGAAUCUCGAGAAGGAACAACUGGACCAAAAAAAUGGCAUUUAAUUUUAUUAUUCUGAUUUGUUACUUUUCUUUAAGAAAUACUGGAAUGGGAACAAGCUCAGGAGCAGGAAGGAUUGGGUCUUUCUGUUCUUCAUACAUUGUUUGGUUGGUAAGUAAGUGCUUUUAACAAUUUUUUAUUCUUGUUCCUCUCCUCCCGAAGAUGGUAGUGGAGCUAUAGGGGUGUCUCUAUGACUUUUGGGUGAGUUCUUCUGGAAUUGCAACGCUUUGCUAAAAGUUAUUAUCUUACCCCAAAAUAACUGCAGCCAGAAAAAGAAAAUGUUCAAACAACUGAUCAGUUUCCAUAAAUAAUUGAAAGGUGGCCGUUUUCUGAAAACAGUCUGUAGAGCGUUUUCACUCAUGUGGCUAACAGCAAUGCAAAUUUAUUGGAACAAAAGAAAGUUUUUACAAAAGAAAAAGCUAGGUUUAACUUUUACAGGAUUGGUUUGGAACAGCAACAUGCUCGCCGUUUCAUUAUUUUGGGACACCAUUAUGGCGGACAUGGUGACGUCAUAUGAAAACGCUCUAUAAUUCGCCAUUAUCAGGAGUAUUCCGUUGUGUAAUAGUCAUGAGGUGUCAGCCCUCAUUCAAUUCUAGCCACUUGCAUUUUAAAUCAAACUAAACUUCGUUAAAACUUUAACCUUUACAGCAUAUAUAUGACAUUACCCCAGCCCCCAACCCCCUUUCGGUAACAUACUCUCCAUCAUAUGUCUUGCCGAAAAGAGUUCCAAGCGACACUAGGUACGGAGUCAAAUACAUUUUCUGAUGUAAAAAUACCAUUUCCUUCAUUUUAAUUUAUGUCAUUUUCCAGAUCCCAGGAAGUCUUUUGAACAAACACAUUAUGUUUUGAAACUUUUUUGGUUUACAAUUAUUUUGAUCGACAGACCCGAAUCCACCCACUCCUGCCCUAUGGCAUCAUGGGCAUUGGCGCUUUCGUGGCAGCCAUGUUGUGCUUGACACUUGCGGAGACUAAGGACCAGCCCACAGCGGAAUUAGUUCGCAAUGGUGUCAAUGAUGUAGCAGUGAAAGAACUAAAAGACGACCUUGACAGAGAGGAUGAGAAGAUGGAAUUUACUUCAAGACUGUAAAAAAAACCCAGUAGCACGUGCUGUGUCAGUUCUUGUCUACCGGCUGAAGAGAGGAAACGGAACACUCAAAAAAAUGGUAGAAGUUGUAUUAAGUCUUUCCUAAACAUCACUCAAUCCGUACACGAUUUUAGUAUUAAAACUUUUUAGACUUUUUACUGGUGAGAAGUAUUCGUUUUUGCCUCCGUUUGAUGAGGUCUCUUACGGCCUUAUUAACUGUUAUUUGGUUGAUGUGUGAUGGUCACUAUCAAGGCCAAAACAAAGCCUGUAUGGCAGUGUAAAGUAUUUUCCCCGCAUGUUUUUUCGUUCUUUGACUAUAGCCUAGGUACCAAGUUUUUCUCAGGGAUAGAGGGUUUUAUUGGCACUCGUUUAUUCUGCAGCAAACGGUGUCGAUGCUCACAUUUCGAGCUGGCUACCUGUAGCUGCAGCUUACUUUUCUUUUCAAUUUGUGAUGGUAGCAAUCAGGCUCAAUUGAUUACUCAUUGAUGAUAUUGAUCAUUGACUAAUUAUGCCUGAAUAUGUGCACGUUUUAGAGAAGAAGUGGCGUUCUAAAAGUUCAAGUGCUGAUUAAAAUUCCCUUUGGUGAGGUCCAAUACAAAUAGUGAAGAUUAUUACCAUGUGAUACGCAUGCAAGUUACGUUCGAUUCAAAAACAAAUAUUGGGAAAGGAAUUAAAGUAACGCAGCUGAUGACUUUGCUGUCUACAGAGCUGCGCAAAUUUUCAGUACUAACCAGCGUGUUUAUUCAGUAAACAGGGAAGGAAAAAUGGCUAUUAUAAAAUUCUUAGUUCAGGUAUCGGUCGCUGUUUUACUCUCGCUGUCCAUCGUGGAUUCUUGUUCUCUUGACUCUGACUGUGCUUCUUCGGAAAGCAUCGACCUAGUGAGAUGCUGCAAGGGUGAAUGCCUCGACAAACACAACAAUUGCCCGCUGGGGACAGAAGAUGCAAUAAUUGCUCUUGUUUUUGUCUGCGUUGUGAUUGUUGUCGCGGUCUGCUUGAUCUACUGCUGCUGUUCAUGUCUACGAUAUCGACAACAUUCAACAGGAAAACUUAGAAUGAGAAGUGCACCGCCCUAUCAGAAGCUCAUGAACCACUCCAACGAAACUAACGUCACUAACAAGGGUGCUUCUUCACUAAGGAUCGAUGUGUUCUACCCACAGCCCUCAUCACCAGUGCAGCAGUACGCUAUCAGACACCCAAUGGAAGUCAAAGAUGAUCUUGACGGAUUUGCAUAACUCAAAGGCAACCUGUAAUUUCCUUUUUAGGAUUUUAUUCACCAGAAGUAUAGCUUACUUAACGGGCGGGGGAGGUGUUUCCACCAUCUCCCAUGAAGAGAGAGCGCUUCUCUAUACCGAUUGAUAUGAGAUGGAUUGCCAAGAUACCAUGUAAUAAAUUCGUAGAAAAGACGUUAAUACCAGGGUUGAGCGUUCAGGAACCUCGCGAAUAUGCGUGAUUCCAUGCGUUUGUUUAUCACAUUACUGCAAAAUAACCAGAUCAAUGGAACGAUAUCGCAUACUUGAAUAAUUCAGUCACGUAUUGUGUUAAUGAAAUUGUUACACAGUCAAUCUAAAAAAGAAGUAUACCGUUUUCUUUAUAAUCUGCACAAGAAGUUGACGCCUGCCAGUCAUUCUUGGCUCUUUAUUGGCCAUUUUGGGGCAAGUAAACCGGGGGGGGGGUACUUCCUUAUAAGAGGCUAAUGGGGAUGCGCCGCUGGAUGGGUUCACAUUUUCAAGACUGGAUUGACUACAAUAGGGUUGCAUUUUCAAUAGAGUAACUAGAAUGGGGUCGCACAAUUUCGGAUUUUUGGGGUCAGAAAGUUCUUUAUAUUUACGGUUAGCAAACGUACCAGAAUGUUUGUACUGUAGGUGAAAAGUAAAGUGUUCUUCAUUCACUUUAAAAAAUGGGUCAAUUCAUUUUAGGAUGACAACAUAAAUCCCCUUCUUUUAAGUCACUGGAAGACUUGGGAUAAUCGCGAAAUGGUUUCAAAGGAUGCGGAGUCUAUUUUUCAGCGACGUUUUCAUGGACGUUGCCGUGGUCUGAUCGUAAGGCCCCUAAUCUUCCGACCCCAAACGGAUCCCAAUUCAACUUCGUUCCCAGGGCCGAGGGUCAUGGAGCUGUUUCGGGGGAUGCUGUCUGGUGCGUUGUCGCGUUUUGUCUUGAAAUCUGAGCAGGAUUUAUUUAUGAACAAACAAACUUGAUGUCAGACAUUUGGCAACAUGGUAAAGCGAAAAAACACACUGCGCAUCUCCCUGGUGUUACUUAGCGACCAUGAAAUAUAGCUCAAUAUCAACACACAUUUUUUUAUACUAGGGCCUUAUUCAAAUACAUCAUAUUACUCUUCGUUUUACCUCCAAAAUUUGGGUAAGACUGCAAAAUGCAGCUGCUGGCUAAAGAUGCUGGUGAUAAGUGACCUACCGGUGGAACCACCAAAAAAUUGCGCACUGCGUGAUCCACCCCACGGGGUAUGAAGUCACGCAAGGAGACAGUCACGCGAGGGAAGCGGGAAGCCUGGAAGGUAGCCUGCGAUCAUGCCCUCUCCCUGUGAUCGACCUUGUGAUUUGUUUUCGGGAGCAGGCCGUUAUUUUUUUCGCUCUCGAGCCAAAGAAGCCAGGAAAAAAUAACGCCUGAUCUCAGGUUACCUGGAAGGAAAAAAGCAUUGCCAAGCAGUUGUUCAGGGUUAUUAUGGAUGCAGACGAAAUCCUUGAAGAGAUAGGGAGUUUUGGAUUUUUCCAAAAGCGAAAUGCCGUCUUUCUUGGUCUUAUCAUUUUCGUUUUGACUUUCCAAACGGUCUCGAUGGUGUUUAUCGGAGGUGAGCCAACGUGGCGGUGUACCGCAAACAGCAGCGUUUGUAUGCAAAAUGCAACCAUCAGCCCAGAUGACGAUUAUUAUAAAGCACGAUGCAACAUGUCCUCAGAGGACUGGGAAUUUACUACCGAGUUUACUUCGAUAGUAACAGAGGUAAGAAUGUUUUAUCUCUGAAACUACAAAGUGAAAACUAAAGCUAUUGAAUAUUCAAUAGAAUUGAUUUAUGUAAAAAAUCUUCUGUCCGCAGGAUUGUGAGCAAAUGAAACUUAAACGUGAUAACAAAAAGCUAACGAGCAGAGGGUUUGUUUGUUGUGACAAUUGAUUGAUUUUAAUGGUUUACAACGAUUUUUGUCUGUGUGAACUGUCUGAAUUCUUUGCUAGUUUCUUCCCGGAAGCAAUUGCAAGGGGGAGGUGGGAGGGGCUGGAGGGGAUACUCCCUUAACCUUUUAAGCCCUAAGAGUGAUCAGCAUCAAAUUUCUCCUUGUAAUAUCAAUGCUGUGUAAAACAGAGUGGUCAUGAGAAUCACAUACAUGAUCACACAUGAUGCAUUUGCUUGAUAUUUUAUCAUCUUCUCCCCACUACUUCUGUAGGAAAUGAAUAGGGGCAACAAAUGAGAAUUUAAAUGUUGAUCUUAGGGUUUAAAGGGUUAAAUUGACUAUGGGAGUGUGUCGGCAGUGCCACCACAUCUUUGAAACUCUCAUAGAGCUAUUUCAGACAAAAAAAGAUGAAUGUGAAACCCUGUUGCAAACAGGAAUAUUAAAAUAGUAGGCGAUCCCUGCGGCUGGCUCAAUGAUAAAAGGACCAGGGGAAAUUUAUUUAUGUAAUUUUGCUCCUAAGAGUCAUGUACCUGAAGCGUGAAGAGUACCUCAAUCCAUACAUGAUUCUAGUAUUAAAACGUUUUAAACUUUUUACUGGUGAGAAGUAUUCGUUUUUGUCUCCGUUUGAUGAGCUCCCUUACGGCCUUAACUGUUAUUUGAUCAUGAGCGAUGGCAAUUAUCAAGGCCAAAACAUAGCCUGUAUGGCAGUGCAAAGUAUUUUCCCCGCAUGUUUUUUCGUUCUUUGACUAUAGCGUAGGUACCAAGUUUUUCUCGGGUAUAGAGGGUUUUAUUUGCACUGGUUUAUUCUGGAGCAAACUGUGUCGAUUCUCACAUUUCGAGCUGGGUAUUUGUGGCUGCAGCUUACUUUUCUUAUCAAUCUUUCUAGUGAUGGUAGCAAGGCUCAACUGAUUACUCAUUGAUGAUAUUGAUCAUUGAUUAAUUAUGCCUGAAUAAGUGCACGUUUUAGAGAAGAAGGGGCGUACUAAAAGUUCAAGUGCUGAUUAAAAUUCCCUUUCGUAAGGUCCAAUACAAAUAGUGAAGAUUAUUACCAUGUGAUACGCAUUAAAAGAUAGAUAAAGUGCUGAUGAUUAAAAUUCCCUUUGUUAUAUGUUUUUUUGGUACAACGUUCAAAAAUAUCAAAUAGUGAAGAUUCCGUAACAAUUUGACAACAGAAAACAAAGGAUUGUGCACUUUCACGGUGCUUUGAACAUAAACUGCAGCACUGUUGUUUUUAUCAUUGAUGUUUGCCGCUUUUCAUAACCAGUCUCCUCUAAUAACUAUGGUUCGAUUCAAAAACAAAUAUUGGGAAAGGAAUUAAAGUAAUGCAGCUGAUGACUUUGCUGUCUGCAGAGCUGCUCAAAUUUUCAGUACUAUCCAGCGUGUUUAUUCAGUAAACAGGGGAAAUUUAUUUAUGUAAUUUUGCUCCUAAGAAUCUCUUUUGGGCGGAGCGUCCCAAUAUAGGCCAAAAUGGGAUGUAUCCCCCCAACUCAGCGAAAAAUAGAUACUGCAGGGUUUGUACAGGUCAUGGAAAACCUGGAAAGUCAUGGAAUUAAACAAUAAGUUAUUUCAUUUUCCAGGCCUGGAAAGUCAUGGAAUAUAAUAAUAUUGUUGGUCCUCAAAAGUUAUGGAAAAUUAAAGUUUUGUUUGAUAGAUUACUAAUGUAGAUGAUGAAGCAGGGACAAUGUGAGAUAGAGAGGAGUAAUAUUAUACAGCGCAAACGGCAAUCAUUUCAGUGGACAUUAGAGUUUGUGUCUGCUGAACUGUUUAUGGUCAAAAAAUACCUUAAAACAAGGAAAGUUUUGAAAAUUUUUGAAAGUAACAGCUAAACUAAGGCCAUGGAAAACUUUAAAAGGUCAUGGAAAAGGUCAUGGAAAGUGAUGGAAUUUGAAGAGAUCAAAAGAGUAUGCAUCCUAUACUGGUACUUCUCAAUUACACAAAGCUCUUUUGGUCCUAAAGAUACCAAACUGUUGUGUGUGUAACUUUUAGUAAUAGACCCAAGUUAACUCAGUCCCUCUGGUGUUUGAAUUAAGGAGGUUUGACUACUAAUAUUUUAAUUUUCUUAUGAACACCAAAGGAUGUUAAAAACUGGUAUAAAAAAGUGUUUGUCAACUUUUAAUAAUCUUAUUGUUUUGCAGUGGAAUCUUAUCUGUGGGAAGGAAUACUUUGCCAGUUUGUCGCAAUCAAUGCUGUUUAUUGGGUGGAUCCCAGGAGCAUUUAUCAUCGGAAGAUUGUCAGACAAGUUUGGACGCAGACGUGUCUUGUUCCCAGCUGUCUUUGUUGUUGCUGUUACAUCAUUUGCCAGUUCUUUUGUACCUGUUUUUUGGUAAACUAACAUCUGAUCUGGCAUUGCCUUGUUUGCUUGCUAUUGUAUUCACUGAUACCUUUGAACACAAGCCAAUUUACCCCAUAUAAGGAAAUCCAAGACAGUCUUGGAUUCUUGAUGAUAGAUUCUGGAUUUCAGAUACUGGAUUCCAGAUUUUUUCUGAGUGGAAAUUAGAUUCCGGAUUCAAAUUGUUAGUGGGAUUCCGGAUUCCUUGAGCUGUAUUUGGGAUUCAAAACCCCAAGGUUCUAGAUUCCACAAACAAAAAUUUCCCAGAUUCCAGAAUCUAGUUUCACUUACAUAGGGCGAAGCCAAUGCUCCGGUAGUACAUUACAUAAUAUUGUUAAAUGUGCAGGUCUAGAGUAUAGCUGUAUUGGCUUGUAUUUAAAGUUAUCAAUAAAAUAAUAAUUAAUACAAUAGCAAGUUGAGGUUAAUUUAUUGUUUAGUUUAAUGGUGGCUUGAUCCGGCUUGCCUUUUCCAUGUUCCGUUUGAUUAAACUCUGCGUAACCUUGAUUGUUUACUCAUGCCAUCAUUUUGUGUAUGUUUUACUCAUUCAAAGGUUGUUCUUGACCCUGCGAGGCAUAACAGGUUUCUUCCAAGGGGGAGUUUACAUUACUUUAUAUGUGCUGGUGAUAGAGUUUGUUGGCCCCAAACAUCGGAGUUUUGUAGGGACCUUGAUGUGGAUAUUUUACACAGGUUCCCUAAUGCUACUUAGUGGAUUAGCAUAUGGAAUACGCGAGUGGAGAACGCUGUCCAUUGUGAUCUCAGCGCCAGCAUUUCCAUUACUCAUCUUUUGGAGGUUUGUGCACUCUCAGAGAGGGGUUGACUGAAUCCCUAGGUAGAAACCUAGGUAUAUAGCACUUGCCAUCAGGGCAUUAAAUAGUAAUGUUCCUAUUGUACUUCCCCAUGCACCAAAUACAGAUUGUACCCCUCCAUGUUAAAGUCAAAAACUGUAAAUAAGAAAACAUCUUUGCUGCUUUCAUUUUUCUUUGUGUUAAGAAAUUACAAGAACUACACCAUUUUGACCAUCAUUUAUCCAAGUUUUCUCAAGUAUUUGCCAUCGCGAAAAAUCAUCUCCUCGUGCUCUCUAUCUGAUUUUUUAAGAAAUCCUUUAGCAUCCUUUUUGUUGUUCUGAGGUUUUCAUUCUCAGGGAAAAUAUAUCUUGUUUUUAAAUCAAAACUAUGAGAUUGAAGAUGCUACACAGCUGUUAUUGGACCUUGUUCUCAGCUGGAGCACCAUUUUUUUACCAGCACUAUAAUGAUUAUAUAAGAAGGUUAAUAAGAAAAUAGGGAACUGUAAAGUUCAGUCAAUAGAUCCCAGGAAAUUCCACAGUGGCAUUUACCAACUGAAUCUGUGAGUACUUGAAUCAUUUACCAACAAGAAAAAUAUAGCUGAACCUGUAUUAAGCGGCACGGCCAUGUUAAGCAGUCAGUUUUCAAAGUCCCGAAAAUUACCCCCCUUGAUGUACUGUGUUUUCAACCUCUAUUAAACGGUCACCUCUAUUAUGCGGCCACAGUCACCAUUUGCGAAGUUCCAAUGGGACCUUUUCUAUUGUCUUGACCUGUAUUAUAUUAAAUGGUCACAUGGUGUCAAUUACUUGUUCAUACAGUUUUAAAUACUGUAACACAUGAGGCAGAACAAUAAUUGUCGCAAAAAUAAACAAGGAAAUCAACAUUGAUUUCCUUGUUUAUUUUCGUAAAUCCUUAAAAUGCUGGAAAUGUCGAAUGUUUCUAUUUGAGGUCAAACGUCUGAUCUGAUCAGCACUGGAGAUCGAAUUCUUUGAACUGUAUUUCUUGCAACCUGUAUUAGGUUGUCACCCCCGUAUUAAGUGGUCACUUAGCCAUUCCCUGAGGGUGACCACUUAAUACCGGUUUGACUGUAUUGUCUUAGACUGCCAACUGGUAGUCUUCUUCAUAGCUGCUCGGGCCGGAGUCAGACAAGCUCCACUUGGGGCGGGAAGCUUGCGUGACUCCAGCUUGAGCAGCUGUGAAGAAGACUAGCCACCUGGAAACUUGCUCUGACAUUUACCUUAAGUGAUUAAUUGUCCUUUCUUGCAUGGAUGGUGUUUUAGUUUAUAAAAUUACCUAGAGAUGAGUCGAACUUAUAAAGAGUCUUAACAGUCAGGCCUUUUUUUCCAAGGUGGGUUCCAGAGUCAUGCCGGUGGCUGAUAGUUCACAAUAAAGCAGAAGAAGCUGUAAAGGUUUUUUCAUCUAUCGCUUCAGCAAAUAACGCAAACCUUCCUGAUGAUAAACUGCAUGUUGAAAUGAGAGAAGAGGCUGUGAAUGAGGGUGGAUUCUUGGAUCUGUUUCGUACAAAAACUCAGUGUGCUAAGACUCUCAUUCUUUGGCUUUGUUGGUAAGUAAAAGACUUCCCCUCUGUAAAAUAAGAGAGGAAAGUUUUUUUAUUAAAGUACUUGAAAAAUUAACCAUUCAAGAUGCUGUGAACUUGUCUAAUAGUUAUGGUCAGUGGAACCAUCACAUUUGGUCUAAUCCAGCGAAUAAAUCUAUCCUAGACAAUGAGGGACCGUAAGCUGGGGCCUGGGUUUGUUUAGAAAACUUUUUGGAGGACAUUUUGUGAGAGCUUAAUAGCCUGUGAGUGGUGAUGGGUCACUAAUCUUUUGUCGCUUGCUCGCACAUUACCCAUGACCCUUGCAACUAUGACCUCCAGCAAAAUCACUGAGGAACUUUGUGGCUGGCAAGGAAAGCUGGAACCUUGCAAAAGAAGUCAAUAAUGUAUAAUAUUCCAUACCUAAAAGAUUGGGUACACUGUAGUUAAAACUGUUGACUGAUUGCUGUCAUUAAAUUCAUAUGAUUUCAGGUUCACUAAUUCCAUGGUUUAUUAUGGAGUUCUGUUGAGUGUUGGAGUGCUCGGUGGAAGUUUGUAUCUCAACUUUUUCCUCACAAGUGUCAUUGAUAUUCCAAGCAAUCUUUUUGUCAUAUGGUUCAUGGGCUGGUAAGUAUGAUAAUAUGUUAAGAGUGUUCUGCAACUUUCUGAUGAAUUCUCUUGUCAGACAGUCUCUAAUACAGUUAAAUAGUUGACUGUCAAUCAUACAGUCUGUCAAUCAGGAGUCAGUCAGAGAGUGGUCAGUCAGUCAGACAGUCAGACAGUCAUCUGUCAAUCAAUCAGAGUUAUAGUCAGGAAGACAGUAUCGUGGGUAGAAUUUCCAUAAGACAUUUAUUUAGUACACAAAAUAUACAUUCACACAGUUUUAGAGAAUUAUUUGGAUAGCGACAUUGUCAGAGAAACUAUCCAUUUGACCACACAGUUGUUAGAAGGACAGAGACAGUCAGACAGUAAGUCGGUCAGUCUGUCAGUCCGUUAAAACGCCAGCAACCCUCAGCUUAAGUUGUUUAGUCAAGUGGACAGCGAAACUGUCUUUAUCAAUUCAACAGGACACCAAAUUGGUUGGGCUACCUAUUCAUCAUUCACUUUAAUAGGCGCGUAAUUUACCAUCACCAAAAAUACUACCACGCCGACCGAUGAAACACUAUUAAACUAAGUAAAACUGAUGCUGUCAAAGGAAUGUGAGAUUGGAUCUCAAUUUUUCUUCAAGUCGAUAUGAACUGAUGUAGAAAUAUUUCUUUAUAUUUUUUUCAGGCAAAGACCAAUUUUGUGUAAAAGGUUUUAUGGUAGAAAGAGAGCGUUAAUUCUUUGUAUGACCAUGGCAGCCGUGUUUUGUCUCAUCGUUUCUGUGAUACAAGAGCUCACCGAUUCAGGUAACGGCUAGAUGUAGAUAAAUGCAAGACACUAACUUAAAGGUAUGUUCACACUUACUCGAAACAUGUGAAGCGUAGCGAAAAAUGAAACACUUUUCACCAAGUUUUACGUUCAAACUUAGCCGGGUCCUGCUCUCUUCUGAAACAGGCUCAAAGAACGGUUUAUCAGAGCUUAAUUAAAAUUAUCUUGCGAUGUUGUUUUGAUCACCUUUACGCAGAAGUUAAACGAACGUGAACGUAAAACACAGAAGAUGGCAGAAGGCAGUAAUUUUGUAGUACUUGUACGCACGCCUUACGUGCCUACUUAAGUUAACCGGAUACAUUCGGGGUUCAAGUGCAAAUAAUGGAGUGCGCGUUUCUGUUAAUCUGCAGAUACCUAAAACCCUAUAUCAAACUGUUGCUUAUUCAACUGUCUAGUUCCUAGUUUUUUACUGCAGGCGCCCGAAUAAGUUUUUGGACUUUUGACAGUACUUUUUGGGUCUCUUUAGCUAGAAUCCGAUAAAGGGAAAUCUGAUAACGGCACUGUAUACGGUCUUUUUAGCGCGAAUCAGAUGGAGGGAACAUACCGGUACUCUUGGAGUGUCUGUUAGCCAGAAUCAGAUGAAGGGAACAUAGCGGUACACUCGGGCUUAGUUUCUAAGUAUAACUUAAGUUUGUAGCCAUAGUAAUUGGUAGUUCAUUAUGUUAUUUCUUCUUUUCAGGUGUUACAGCUGUGCGCAUCAUUUUUGCAGUUCUUGGAAAGUUCUGCAUCAAUGCAUCUUUCAGCACAAUUUAUGUGUUUUCAACUGAGCUCCUUCCUACAGUUAUCAGGUUUCACAUUGCCACCCGGUUUAGAAGAGUGCCGGUCUGCUGAGGGGCCGAAAGAAAAUUUCAGUUAACCACCAAUAAAAAAACCAAGGCUUUGUUGGUAAAGACCUGCCGGUUUGGUAAUCACCGCCGGAACGAAAAGCGACCGUCCGUCCGCCCCAGUCCCUCAAUAAAAAACCAAGGUCUUUGAUCAGGUUUUAUUUGGAAGGAAAUCACAUGGCGGAGACGAAUUUCGUAGGAAGAAAAACAUGGAAAUUAAAAGCGGCGGUGAGAAAAUGAGAAAAGAUAGCGGCCAGUAAGGUGAAAAUGAGCGGCAGUGAAAAAUAAAAGCGAACAUGAACACUGGAAACAAAAUAUUGGGUAAGCACAUGCGACAAUUCCUCCAUAAAAAUAAUGUGUAACUAGGAAGUUUGACGUUUUAGGGCCUGUUUACAUGGAGUGGGGGACCCCGGUCUAGUGGGGUUGGUUUCUUUUGUUUUCACGCUCUGAGGGACACAAAACAAAAGAAACCUACCCCACUAGACCGGGGUCCCCCACUCCAUGUAAACAGGGUCUUAGUCGUACAGAACAGCGUUAUAGUCGUGCAAAACAACGGCAAGGGAAGGACAAAAAAAGCGUGCUGCACGUGCAAAUUUGUUUUUUGCUAAUUAGAAGAAAAACUGUGCUGCACGUGCAAUUUGUUUUUUCCUAAUUAGAUCAAUUAGUCUUGAAGCCAUUUUCAUUGUCGUCCCCGUUUAGCAUUACACGAUUUAAUUUUUUGUUGUUUACACGUAUUAUUAACCAGAGCUUCGCUUUUAGCCCUGGCUAAAUCUAUAUAUUAUCUCUGAUUCAAACCCUUUUUCAGUUCAGACUUUCGCAUCAUUUGAUUAGGUGGUGAAGUGAAGCCGUUAGCAUUGUCUCCCUUAUCCUUACACAUCCUCUGGCUGCAGUAGAGGGCUGAGAACUGGCAGCGCUUCGGAUUUUUACCGUUUCUCAUCCACAGUAUGCAGAGUUAGAGCCACUUUCUAUAUGGCAAUGAACAGUACCGCAGGAAAGUGCUACUCAGUAGCUUUCAUUUGAAUGUUCACACUUUAAGAUUUCAUCCACAUACUCAAAAGUUAGAACCACUUUGUACAGCAUAAUAAACAGUAUCACAGGAACGUAUUGCACAGUAGCUUUCGUUUGAAUGGUCACACGUUAGAAUUUCAUCCACAGACUCAAAAGUUAGAACCACCUUGUACAACAUAAUAAACAGCACCACAGGAAAGUACUGCUCAGUAGCUUUCAUUUGAAUGGUCACACUUUAGAAUUUCAUCCACAGACUCAAAAGUUAGAACCACCUUGUACAGCAUAAUAAACAGUACCACAGGAAAGUACUGCUCAGUAGCUUUCAUUUGAAUGGUCACACUUUAGGAUUUCAUCCACAUACUCAAAAGUUAGAACCACCUUGUACAGCGUAAUAAACAGUACCACAUGAAACUACUGCUCAGUAGCUUUCAUUUGAGUGGUCAUUUUAGAAUUUCAUUCAUCCACAUACUCAACAGUUAGAACCACCUUGUACAGCACAAUAAACAGUACCACAGGAAAGUGCUACUCAUGACCAGUAGCUUUCAUUUGAAUGGUCACACUUAAAGAUUUCAUCCACAUAACAAGGGAAACUGCUCACUUGGCUGACUAGUUUGCUUUCACUUUACAGUGUGCGUUAAUUACUCUGAGCAAUGAGAGCAGUGGCCAACGAUUGGCCAGGUCAUAUCAGACUCAAUUUACACAAAGGAACCAAUCAGGUUUCAAAGCUGAAUUAAUUGUAUAAUAACAAUGGCGGGCUGGGCGCCAAGCGCGAGAGAAGAAAACGUGCGUGAGGAAGUCACAAAAGUUUUUUCUUUUUAUUGUGUUUUUGAAGGAACGUCGGAAUGGGAAGCAUGGCGGUAUUUGAUCAAACUGGUGCCAGCAUCGCUCCGUUCGUUGUGUUACUGGUACGUUUUAUACAUGGUUGUAGUUAGGGACCUUAUGCUCCUACAACGCAAAAGUCAAUAAAUUAACCUCACAUCCCUACAGAUCUAGGCGGUUAAUAAGAGUUGAGAAAUUAAGUCGCAACACAAGGGAACAGACAGGUACAGUUAAAAAUUCAUUCAAAAUUUUCUCUGUACCUGAUUAGCUUUAAUCCAUCAUCUAAUUCUUCAUAAAAACCUGCUACAGCUGAUCAAACUGACCAAAUAUGAAUUUGGUUUUGCUCUUAUCCCGUCAUUGAAGUCAGUGACUUAAAUCAUUGAGGGGAAAAUAGCAAAUUAUUAUUCUCACAUUUUGUCGCGAUUAUUUCAACUCACUGUAAAUGCCAAACUGUGGGUGAAAUUCCCUGGAGUUUAAUUUUAGACAACCGCGCCAAAGUUUAGAACGAGAAGAGAAAGAAAAAUUCGUUUUUGUGAGUUUACGUACUUCAUAUAACGUCCAUAUGACGCCUCACAAGGCGAUUUCACGUCCUAGAAGUGCAGUGACGGCGAAGAAGUGUGCCAAAAUGUGUGAUCCUUGCGUAGAGUUGUUCAGCUAUUGCUUUUUGAAGUUAUCGUUGCCUUCGCUGUCGUUGUUGCUAAAAUUUCCUUUAUAUUGAUUGACGCCGAGCCUUCAGCAAACUAGCUGAGGCAGGCAACUGCCGUAGGCCAUAUCACAGCGUUUUCACGGACUGGUUUAUUUUUAGAUACAUUUGGGAGCACUUUUUCCCGCGAAAAUGGAAGUUCCGCUCCGUCUGUUGGCGCAUUCAGAGUGUGUCAAAGGAAAUUGAAAAGCAAUUUUAAAAAGGUCAAAAAUACUAUUUUCAGGUCUUUUGGUUUUGCUGGCUAGUUUGUAGGACUAGCACGAUAUUCUAAAUUCGCUCUAAAAAUAAACUUGUCGAUGAAAACGCCGCGACAUGAGUAAAUGGAAAUUGCUCUCUCCGGGUUCAUGGACUCCUGUAGCCUGCGUAGCAGGCGCUAGGAAAUAAAUGGGCGCAAGGAAAAACGCGCGCGAGAGAAGAAGACACGCGUGUCUCCCUCGCACACGCCCGUUCUUUCUUGCGCCCAUUUACUUCUUAGCACCUGCUACGCAGGCUAGGACUCGUGGUGAAAGCAAUUUUUGUCUCCUUUUAAUUUUUUAGGGAAAGACCCAUCCUGUGAUUCCUUUCGCGAUCAUGAGUGGAUUUGCAUUCACUGCUGGUUGUUUAUGUGGGUUACUUCCGGAAACUCUGGGAAAGCAUACUCUGGAAACGUUAAAAGAUUCAACAGAGAUGAAUUCAAGGCAGGAGGGUGGCACCAAUGAUCCGCUUUUAACCACACCCAAGGAUUUGGGUCCAAGGGCCAUUUAAACUACCGGCAAAGGUCCUCUGACCAUAUCUGUUUUAGCCCCACAGGUUUUACUAUUUUUGUACCAGGGUUGGCUUAAAAGUACCGGCUAGUUUGCUCGUAAAGGUCUUUUAUUCCCGCGGGUAUUUUUAGUUUACCCUAGGGUUGGUCGUGGCUUAAUGCUCCACCCUCGAACGGAGUCUAUAGUAACAACAAAACAGCAUCGGAACAACAACCAAAAACUUUAAAUAUUGUUCGUUAGAAUAUUGUAUAUUUUCUUAGAUAUUUUAUUCUAAAGUAUACAGCGUGUUAUUGCGUUCGAGGUAGGAGAACGCAACCUCUAAUUUUUUGGGUGUUUUGUGCAUUAUUGUCCUGUGCAAUUAAUAAGCGAGGUUUUUCAGAUUGCAUUUGUGUCGACACACAUUUGCCUAGACUUUCAAAAAAGUCCUUCUUCGGAUUUAAUAUGGCGCGGCCUCUCGCGACUUCGUCGCUCGGUCGGCCGCUUUCCGGCCUAAAAACCCUCGCUCCGCUCGCCAAGAGGUCGACUUGUAGCAAGUCUAACAUGUGCCUCGCUUUGAGGCGCUUGUUUACGUUUUGUCUCACUUUGACGCUCAAAACUAACGUAGUGAUACAUGUGUCCUCAGCGUUCAUCUUUCAAACGUUUGCUGAGGUCUGCUAUUCUGUCUUCGUAAAGCGUUCAUCUUUUAAAAGUUUGCUGAAACAUUUCGUAAAGCGGACAUAUUUCAAGAGUUUUGUGAAGGUCUACUAGAUCAUUCUCUCUUGAAAACAUUCAUCUUUCAAAGGUUUGCUGAAGUACAACACCCUGAGUAAAAUUUUACUUUCGAUUAAGCCUUCAUAUUUUUCAGUAUGAGUCGUCACUAUCUUUGGAAAUGUGUGCGACUCAUGGUGCAUGCCUCAAACCGCGUGUUUUGCUCUGCGGCCGUUGUGCCACAGAGUAAAUUUACUGAGUUGUGUAGCUUGGUGUCCGUUGUGCCAAAAAGUAAAUCUACGGAGUUGUGUAGCUCGGCGGCCGUUGUGCCAUAAAGUAACCGAGAUAUGAAGCUCGGCGGCGCCAUUUCAUCAUGACUUAUGAUAUUUUCGGCACCGGACAAACGAACAUUUUAGCUCUAUGUUAUUUAUUCGGAAAAACCUAUAAACCAGCUCACGGUUGCGCCACUCAAGUCACUGAAUUCAACACACUCGACCAAGUUACUGGAAAAGUUAUUGACGUGAGCCGCACACACGUUCCACUGACUUAGACUUUGAUGAUUCCCUUGAAACGUGUUAAAUUGAGAGAUGUUGUGUAAGUGAACCAGUGUUCAAACACAAUUCAUUGUGCCCCAGCGUUCACCACGAAAACUGUGGUCUUGGGUCUUUAUCCUGUUUAUUAACACAAGUUAAAAAGACUUGCCAGUAACGGUUUCAUUUUAUAGUAUAAUUCAG
Porites lobata is the source of this 23293-nucleotide messenger RNA. NCBI's taxonomy places the organism in Eukaryota, Metazoa, Cnidaria, Anthozoa, Scleractinia, Poritidae. The record is from the annotation of a GenBank genome assembly.